Molecule: messenger RNA, 729 nt
Organism: Papaver somniferum (opium poppy)
Lineage: Eukaryota; Viridiplantae; Streptophyta; Magnoliopsida; Ranunculales; Papaveraceae
Product: histone H2B.3-like
Exons: 1
Coding region: 65-535 (156 amino acids)
Biological process (GO): nucleosome assembly
Cellular component (GO): nucleosome
Molecular function (GO): DNA binding; structural constituent of chromatin; protein heterodimerization activity
Source: RefSeq, a predicted model, not a curated record
AACAAUACCUUUACUCUCAUUCUUUUCUCUGAGAAUUUUAUCUUCCGUCCAAGUUUCCGUUCAAAUGGCGCCCAAAGCAGCAGAGAAGAAACCAGCAGAGAAGAAGCCCGCAGAAAAGAAACCCGCUGAAGAGAAGAAAGCAGAGAAAGCACCAGCAGAGAAGAAACCCAGAGCAGAGAAGAAACCCAGAGCUGAGAAGAAAUUACCAAGCAAAGAUGCUUCAACAACAGAUAAGAAGAAGAAGAAAUCAAAGAAAUCAGUUGAGACUUACAAGAUCUACAUCUUCAAAGUUCUGAAACAAGUUCAUCCUGAUAUUGGUAUUUCAAGUAAAGCUAUGGGAAUCAUGAACAGUUUCAUUAAUGAUAUCUUCGAGAAACUUGCUGCUGAAUCAUCCAGAUUAGCAAGGUACACCAAGAAACCAACUAUCACUUCUCGAGAGAUUCAGACUGCUGUUCGUCUUGUCCUUCCUGGUGAAUUAGCUAAACAUGCUGUUUCUGAGGGUACCAAAGCUGUUACCAAGUUUACUAGUUCUUAAUCGCUGCUACUGUGUUUUUAGAUCUGAGAAAUUGGGGUUUUAUUUUGUUUUAGUGGUUUCAGUUUGGGAAUUAGGGCUUCAUGUAAGUAGUAGUCUCAUCAAUGUUUUGAUUGUAAUCAAUUUCAGAUCCAGUAUCUUGUUAGUGGGAUGUAAUCUAAUUUCUGGAAAUGAAUCAAUUGGAAUCCGUUUUGAUA